GCUGGAGGCUCCCCGCUUAGGAAACACUGAAAUAGACAGUGAUUACAGCUCCCAGCAGAUCUUUAUUACUUUUAUAUGUAAGAAUUUGCUUUAUCUAUAUUAGUUAUCUACUUAUUUUUCUUUAAUCCUCACUUUUUCCUAUUUUUUGGAUGACAUUUUUGGGCUUCAGAACCAAUUACCAGGUUUCCAUAGAGUUAUGGUCUCAACAUACAAUGGUUUCAACAUACAAUGGUCGUCCUGGAACCAAUUAAUAUUGUAACUUGAGGGACUACUGUAUACGGGAACUGUACUGCAAAAAAGUGGUGUGAAUGCAGUCUAACUGGAGAUCAUUUUUCAAGGCUACAGAAGUCUAUGUGGAACUACAAGUGCCAGCGCUCAAUAUCACCAUGUGACUGGUGGUUGGUUCUUGCGAUAGCUAUGUGUCGCUUCUACAUGGGGAAAAAAACACACAAAGGGCUGUACAAGAGUAUUCAGAAGACUCUCAAAUUUUUCCAGACAUUUGCUUUACUUGAGCUGGCUCACUGCGCACUUGGAAUAGUGCGAACUUCGGUGCUAGUAACUUGGGUCCAAGUCAGUUCCAGAAUCUUCAUGGUUUGGUUUAUUACGAACAGCAUUAAACAGAUCCAGAAUGAACAGAGCGUCCUUCUCUUCCUGGUGGUGUGGACUGUGACCGAGAUCACUCGAUAUUCCUACUACACAUUUAACCUUCUCCAUCACUUGCCGUACUUCAUUAAAUGGGCCAGGUAUAAUUUAUUUAUUGUAUUGUAUCCUCUCGGCGUAGCGGGUGAACUCUUAACAAUUUAUGCUGCUUUACCGUAUGUGCGGAAGACUGGGAUGUACUCACUGAGACUUCCAAACAAAUACAAUGUGUCAUUCGACUACUACUACUUUCUCAUCGCUGUCAUGUGUUUUUAUGUACCAUUAUUUCCCCAGCUAUAUUUUCACAUGCUGCGUCAAAGAAGGAAAGUUCUGCACGGAGAAGUCUUUGUUGAAAAGGACGAUUAACCCUAUGAGCACGAUCUACAGGACUCUCUUCUUACAACCAGUCUUUUGACUUUCUGAUUCAACAUGUGGCGAAGGACCUGUUGGUUUAUUAUCCCGAAUAACCUCAUACGACUUCAGUCUUCCAAUACCACAUUCUGUCCUGUACUUUUCUUUUCUUUUUUUUAUAGGUUCAAAUCAAGACCGACACUGACUCAUUGAGUACACAAGGUGCAUUGUGAUCUUUUUAUAGAAAGAAAACACAAAAAAGUAAAGCAACAAAGAUUGGAAGUGUAUUUUAUUUUUGUACUGUAUAUCUAUGUUGACCACAUUCAACAAUAUGAAAAUAUUAAAGUUCUCACAC
Hyla sarda is the source of this 1345-nucleotide messenger RNA. It is a transcript of the gene HACD1, whose product is annotated as 3-hydroxyacyl-CoA dehydratase 1. Bases 352 to 1005 code for a protein of 217 amino acids. Gene Ontology annotation, biological process: very long-chain fatty acid biosynthetic process; sphingolipid biosynthetic process; fatty acid elongation. Gene Ontology annotation, molecular function: 3-hydroxyacyl-CoA dehydratase activity. The record is from RefSeq and is a predicted model, not a curated record. Lineage: Eukaryota; Metazoa; Chordata; Amphibia; Anura; Hylidae. Gene Ontology annotation, cellular component: endoplasmic reticulum membrane. The transcript is spliced from 7 exons.